Messenger RNA from Puntigrus tetrazona (Sumatra barb), 2057 nucleotides. It is a transcript of the gene nfybb, whose product is annotated as nuclear transcription factor Y, beta b. The coding region runs from base 469 to 1089 and encodes 206 amino acids. Gene Ontology annotation, cellular component: CCAAT-binding factor complex; nucleus. The record is from RefSeq and is a predicted model, not a curated record. The transcript has 7 exons. Gene Ontology annotation, molecular function: RNA polymerase II cis-regulatory region sequence-specific DNA binding; DNA-binding transcription activator activity, RNA polymerase II-specific; protein heterodimerization activity. Lineage: Eukaryota; Metazoa; Chordata; Actinopteri; Cypriniformes; Cyprinidae. Gene Ontology annotation, biological process: regulation of transcription by RNA polymerase II.
GGUUUUAUUAUUAGUUGGCGGGGAGAAUGAGAAAUUAAGCGCGCUUUAUGAAAAGCGCCUCGCUGUUGCUUAUUAUUGUUAAAAGCUCGCCGUCGUGCUCGGCCCCUUUGUUUACUACGAUCACUUUUAGCGGAUCCGCGGCUGCUUUGGCUCGUCUGCCUCGUCCUAUGCCCUCUUCCGCCGUUUAAUGCGUCCAUCAGUUAUAAAGACUCACCUGACCGGUUUAUCAGAAUAAUUCAGCGGGAUAGCGCGGUUUGUUUUCAUUUCGUGCGCGUAACCGUCAGUGUUCAUUGCUAGCGCCGGCGAGCUCUUUAGUCAAUAAAAUGCGUUCUGCUGUCAAAAUGAUGAUAUAAUGCGCCGUGUUAUUUUAUUUAGUUUUUUAUUUAUCAUAUUGCAUAUUUAUGCUACGCUGCCUUUAAUAAAGUUACAUUAUUGGCAAUAUGUUUAUGCUGGCCGACGAGACUUUGGAUGGACGGAGACAGUUCAACUACAGAUGCCUCCCAGCUUGGCAUAACAGGAGAAUAUAUGGCUGGGAGCCACUUUGUUCUUGCUCAAGCUCCAGAAGAUGAAGGUGAUGAGGGUCUCAACGACCACGAGGAUGGCAAUGGAAGCAAAGACAACCUGCGUGAACAAGACAUCUAUCUCCCCAUCGCCAACGUAGCUCGAAUCAUGAAGAAUGCAAUCCCUCAAACUGGAAAAAUAGCGAAGGACGCCAAGGAGUGUGUGCAGGAGUGUGUGAGCGAGUUCAUCAGCUUCAUCACUUCAGAAGCCAGCGAGAGAUGCCAUCAGGAGAAACGCAAGACGAUAAACGGCGAAGACAUCCUGUUCGCAAUGUCCACGCUGGGUUUCGACAUGUACGUGGAGCCUCUGAAACUCUACCUGCAGAAGUUCAGAGAGGCCAUGAAAGGAGAGAAAGGCAUAAGCACUGUAACAGUAACCGAAGGCAUGGGAGAGGAGCUGACCGAUGAGACUUUCACAAAUCCGCUACCUGCAGGAAUCAUAACAGCUGAUGGACAGCAACAAAACGUGAUGGUGUACACCACCUCCUACCAGCAGAUCCCAGGUGUGCAGCAGCUUCAGUUCUCCUGAAGAUGUGCGGAAAUCAGCACCUAUUCAUCGCCUCCGGACCUCCAACACUUCCACGAGUCGUGAGCGGAGGGGUCUUACGGAGGUCUUCGGUGGACUCUCACAGAGCUGGACUUCUAUGUUUGUUUAGCUUGUUUUUGUGUGUGCUCCUUGUGUGUCUGUGCACACACGUUAUGAUUUUGCGUGACUAGUCUGUUGGGUGUUAUUUUGUAUUAUACAUUUGGAGUUUUAUCCAUGUAAACGUUGGUAAAGGGGGUGGAAAAGGGGGUUCAGAACUAACUCACCCCUCUAUCAAAGCAAUAAAAUAUAACAAAUGUGAAUUUUCCUGCAAUUUGGUGGAAUUACUGCUUUGCUCCUUUUUUAUAUAGAUUAAAAAUCAUGUUGCAUGUGUAAUUUCAGUUUGAUGAGAUGUUAACGCUUAAAAUAAAAUGUGGAAUUUUUGUAAAUAGAUCAUAUUUUUGUGUAUAAUUUUCCCCCCUCAAUGUUUAAGUGGAUUUGUACUGAUGCAUUUCGUUUCACAUGGAGAACCACAUUUUAAAGCAAUCUGCAUUUAUCAAUGAAAUCCAAAAAUAAAUGUAAAUAAGUUCUUCGGUGUGGCCCAUUUAAGGACUGUGACUUCUUUGGAUGAUUUUAAGAUUUUAAAAUGCUUUUUGUUUUGUUUCACAAAAUAAAAAGAGGAGCAAAACAAUUAAUUUAUUUAAAAAAAAUAUUUGUCCUAGUUGUUGUCUUUUCUCCAAUGUGAUUAUUCUUAUUUUUUUUUGAGCAUUACAAAUACGUGUGUGUUUAUGAUCAAUUAAUGCUGAAUGAAAGAAGAAUAUGUAUAUAAAUUGUCAUGACAAAAAAAUAUCAGGUUUGGAACAAAUUAUUUUGUGGAUGUUAACCUGGAUAUUGUGGUGCAAAUACCUGGGAAAAAAAACAAGAUUUUAAAUUGUUUUAUUUUGUGUAAUAAAAUAAAAUGUUAUAUUAUCUAA